CCUCCGCGUAGGGUCCGAUCACGUGGGCGUUCCGUCACUGCUGCGCAGUUCUGUGAUGGAUUUAGACCGUGUUCUGCCAGCGGGCAGGUUCCUCUGAGCAUCAUCCUUUAUUCCAGCGUUUUACCUGUUCUCACCGGCGAGCGGGCAGGCGUGUUCCGACAGGCGGGUGACUACCCCAGAAACGUGUCCGUGCUGUCACCGAGCGCCUACUAACCACGCCCAUUUCUCACACGUAUAGGAGCUCCGCCUUCAGCCGCGCUGGUCCCGCCCCUUAGAGCUCACGCUGGAUCCCGGGGUCUAUACACCAUGGACCUGCAGCUGCUGGAGCACCGGGUGCGGGUAACCAGCAUUGACAAGUCCGGCCUCUGGUUCUACACUCACCCGAUCGUCAAGUUAUUGUUCCUGCGGCAUCGGACGAGAUGCAAGUUUUUCAGUUUGACAGAAACUCCAGAAGAUUACACCUUGAUGCUGGAUGAGGAAGGUUUUGCAGAUCUGUAUUUGGCAGAGUUACCGCAGUCCGAUUUUCUACAUGUGGCAGAGAAUACUUGGAGAGUCCUGAAUGUGCUGUCCAAUGGAAUCCAGACUGGAGGUGUUACAAAGAUUGCCAAGUCUGUCAUUGCUCCUCUGGCAGAGCACAAUGUCUCUGUUCUGAUGCUUUCCACGUACCAGACCGACUACAUUUUGGUGCGAGAGGAUGAUUUGCCUAUAGUUUUCCAAACUCUUGUGGGAGAACUUACAAUUUACAAAGAAGAAAAUGGAGAGUUGGUCCGCUUGAGUCUUGGGGAGGCCACCAAUGGCUUGAAAACCAGGAGCUUGUUUCAUUUGACACUACAUCCGGUGCAAAGUCCUGCAAACAGGUUUUGUAUUCUGACGUUGGAUCGUGACAACCUGCAAUCUAUUUCUACCAUUCUGUUAGAUGUUCUGUUCUACUCCCAGACGUCACAUGAGGAUUCUGCCUCACAGAGCUGUGAAUCAUUUCGUUUUUUUGCCUUUUCCUUGAUAGAUGGAUAUAUAUCUAUUGUUAUGGAUACAGAGACGCAGAAAAAGUUCCCCACUGACUUACUUCUAACAAGUUCAUCUAGGGAACUAUGGUGCAUGGUGAGAAUUGGUGGGCAACCACUAGGCUUUGAUGAGUGUGGAAUAGUGGCACAGAUAGCAGGGCCUCUGGCUACAGCAGAUAUAUCUGCUUAUUAUGUUAGUACCUUUAAUUUUGACCAUGCAUUGGUACCAGAAGAAGACAUUGACAGUGUGAUAAAGUUAUUACAUGAGCGGGAGGAAAAUAAAAGCUAGAUUAUAGUCUCUAUCUGGCUGCAGCUGAAAGAGACUGGCAUGAGAAGUAAACCUGUGUUCUGCACUCACCACUUCUGGUCUCAAGCAAGAAUAAGGACAAUGAAGAGAACGUUUUGUCUCCGUGGUGCUACAGCAGUCUAUUCAGUGCCAAUAAACUGAGGGCUUUAUGAAGCAAUACAAUAAUUGUUUAUUUUGAAGAACAUUUCUUCUAAAUAUGAUCAGAUAUUUUCCCGCUGUUAUAUUUGACUAAAAGCACAUGUUGUUGAGUUUUUGAAAAGAUUGCUUGGGUUUAUGUAUUGAUCUCUUGUCCCAAAUGGGACUCCUUUUUAUUUCAAGGAAUCUGUUUGGUUUAUAUGGUUUGUAUAAAACCUUAACAGGAAAUUCAUGUUUAUAUUACAGCCAAGAAGCUAAAGGGUGUCCGAUACACAUUCAUCCUGGAAAAUUUGUUUUACUGUGGUAUUAACAGAAAAAUGCUUGCUGCAGGUUCCCUUUUUAAGGCCUUAAAGAGGUUAUCUGCCUUACUAAAUUCAUAGUUUGAAGGAGCAACAUUGUUCUUGCAGAUGCCUGUAGCCUCUUCAAAGAUUACGUCUUCUCAUCCUUGCAAUAUCCAUACUAUUUGUAGCAGCAGGGUGAGUGUCUGCAGCUUUGUCCAGCAUUGCUACAGUACUUGCUAUGCUGCUAACAGUGUAGAGAUUGAAAGGACUAGAAGAAUUAAACAUUGAAGAGGAUGGUAAGUGUUGUGUUUUAUGCAUAGCACAUAUAGUUGAUUUUCUACCCUGUACACUCCAGUCUAGCAUAAUGUUCAGGAUUACCGUUGAGCGAAGUUACAGUACUUCGAUUCUGCACGAACCUCGCGGCUCAGCAUUUGCUGACUUUAGCCUGCAUAAAUUAGUACAGCUUUCAGGUGCUCCGGUGUGCUGGAAAAAGUGGAUACAGUACUAGGAGAGAGUACUAGGAGAGAGUCUCCAGCCCACCGGAGCACCUGAAAGCUGAACUAAUUUAUGCAGGCUAAAGUCAGCAACCGAUUCUUUACGACCCUCAUGGCUCGCAGAAGUACUGUAACUUUGCUCAUCUCUAUUCAGGGUAUCCAUCCUAUUGUGAGCUCACUUGUAUGGUCAGCAGAUGUUUGUUUUGUUUUAAUAUAAAUAGCAUUCGUGCUGCACUUUCAAUUCUUAAUAGAUAUAAUAUAUGUAUACCUCAUAUACAUGUGUAAGCUUCAUCACUGCUGUGUGUGGGGUCAUUUGUAAUGAGUGCCUUAUUUCAUUAAAGGGGUACUCCGCCCCUAGACCUCUUAUCCCCUAUCCUGGGUGCUUUCGUUUCCCAGGUGGACCGGUGCCGAAUCUCAUUCACUUGAAUGAGCCAACCGGAGUCGGUUGGCUCAUUUUUGCCCCGUAUCCGGUUGUGUGACCGGACUUAAAACAUUGGUAUACUAUGGUUUUAAUUCCGGUCACAAAACCGGAUACAGGGUAAAAUUGAGCCAACAGAAAUCACUAUCUGACUCCGGUCGGCUCAUUUAAGUGAAUGAGAUUCGGCGCCGGUCCGGCUGGGAUGUGGGAACGCCCGGUUUUGAAAUUUCCCGGCUGGAUAUGGCAUCUGUUGGGACAAAAGAUGAUGUGAAUGCAGCCUUACUGUAAUACACAAUCUCUGUAACCUUGACACUUGUUUCUUUUUAAUUUUAAGGUUAUAAAAGUGCCUAAUAACACUAAGAUAAUAUGAAGUAAGGGCUAUUUAAUGGCUAUAAAUGAGAUGUUUG
Molecule: messenger RNA, 3043 nt
Organism: Hyla sarda
Lineage: Eukaryota; Metazoa; Chordata; Amphibia; Anura; Hylidae
Gene: CASTOR1
Product: cytosolic arginine sensor for mTORC1 subunit 1
Exons: 9
Coding region: 307-1290 (327 amino acids)
Biological process (GO): negative regulation of TORC1 signaling; cellular response to L-arginine
Cellular component (GO): cytosol
Molecular function (GO): arginine binding
Source: RefSeq, a predicted model, not a curated record